Camellia sinensis is the source of this 895-nucleotide messenger RNA. Its product is annotated as small ribosomal subunit protein eS24z. Gene Ontology annotation, cellular component: ribosome. The record is from RefSeq and is a predicted model, not a curated record. Lineage: Eukaryota; Viridiplantae; Streptophyta; Magnoliopsida; Ericales; Theaceae. Gene Ontology annotation, molecular function: structural constituent of ribosome. Gene Ontology annotation, biological process: translation.
CUAGGGUUUUGCUUUCUCUCUCCUCUUGUGCCUCUCUCACUCUCUCUCUCUCUCUCUCUCUCUGCAUUUUGGCGACUGCGUGCGUAUUGCUCUGUGGCCGAUUCGCAUAGCAGCCAUGGCGGACAAGGCAGUGACUAUCCGUACUAGGAAGUUCAUGACCAACAGGCUUCUCUCUAGGAAGCAAUUCAUAAUUGAUGUUCUUCAUCCUGGAAGACCCAAUGUUUCCAAGGCGGAGCUGAAGGAGAAGCUGUCGAGAAUGUAUGAGGUGAAGGACCCAAAUGCAAUUUUUGUUUUCAAGUUCCGUACCCAUUUUGGAGGUGGAAAGUCAACGGGGUUUGGUUUGAUUUAUGAUUCUGUUGAGAACGCCAAGAAGUAUGAGCCCAAAUACAGGCUUAUCAGGAAUGGACUUGAUACCAAGGUUGAGAAGUCAAGGAAGCAGCUCAAGGAGAGGAAGAACCGAACAAAGAAAAUCCGUGGAGUGAAGAAGACAAAGGCUGGUGAUGCUGCCAAGGCUGGAAAGAAGAAAUGAGUUUUCUGGUGUUAUGAGAUAAUCAUAUGUAGGGAUUUGGGAUUUUUUAAUAGUCGGGGGAGUAUUCUCUUUGUAGUUUGUAGCUCCCUAUUUCAGACCCAUGUUAUCUGCUUUUGAGUUAUUUAAUGAGAUCCUUAAAUUUUGUUACGAAGGAUAUUCUUGAAAUGUUUAGGGAAUAGUAUCAGGUUCUGUGAUUGUAGCGGAAACUUUUUGAGCAAUAUUUUUAGAAGCUUGUGUGCCUGCUUUUUGAGUAGAAAUGAUGCCUUUUGGAUCACAUUUGACAUUGGGACCAAUUGUUAGUGAUGCUAGAUAGCCCGAAAAUGUGGCAGCCUGUAUCAACCCAAAUGAUGUGACUUUGGUGAUGUG